This is a messenger RNA of Symbiodinium natans, 21489 nucleotides long. The record is from the annotation of a GenBank genome assembly. NCBI's taxonomy places the organism in Eukaryota, Dinophyceae, Suessiales, Symbiodiniaceae.
AUGUCUGCCUUGGACUUCAUUAGCUUCGGCCCCGUGCCUUUGCUGAGGAGUUUUGUGAGAAUGGGCUUAUCACCUUCAGUUUAUGGCUUGUCCAAACUGGGCUUUAGCCCGCCGACCCUUGAUUACCUGAACAUUGGCUCAGCAACGUCUCCCAGAGGGCUCAUGCAUCUUGACCCUCUGUUGCUUGCCUAUGGGGUGACGCGGCCUGGCUUCUCUCCCUUGGCCUUGGACCUCAUCCGCCCAGGCUCCUCGAUGUCCUCGCAAAGCUUUGCACGCUUGGGCAACCAGAUGCUUCCCUACGGUCUUGCACACCUCGGCGACAGGCUACUCGCACUGGACCUUGUGAACAUGGGCUCGUUUUUGUUGGCAAGGGAUUUCGCUCACCUUGGCUCAACUCCUCCCAUGCGAAGCUUUGUCCACAUGGGUUUGUCCUUGUUGCCCUAUGGGCUGGCGUGCACUGGCUCCUUGCCUCCAACACCUGACCUUGUGGGAACUGACCUGCUUCUGUCCUUGCAGGGCUUUGUGUGGCUCGGGUUGCUCCUGCCUGCGUGGGGAACAGCACGAAUAGGCCCACUGCCUUCUGUGUCGGACUCUGUGCACCUGGAUCUGCCGUCUUUUCUCCAGAGCCAUCUUCGGCCUGGCCUGACUUCAUUGGCCUACGGCUGCACACAGCUUGACUUGCCUCUCCCUGUGCUCGACCUUGUUCAUAUCGAGCCCACGCCCCCGCUUCAAAGCCAUGCUUGCAUGGGCAGCUCUCCGCUGAUCUAUGGCGUGAGCUGCCUGCCGCCGCCCGUCUACGGCUUCUCACAGCUUGGCCCUUCAUCGCCACUCCUGGACUUUACUCACGUGGGGUCCACCCUGCUGCCGCGUUCUUUUGUGAGGCCCGAGUUCUCCUUGUCCGCCUAUGGCAUUGCAAGGCCCGGUCCUUUCUUGUCCACAUUGGACUCUGCGGCUCCGGGCUUUUCCUCCUCUUUACAAAGCUUCUGCUGCCUCGGCUCCUCGACUUUAGCCUCCGGCGUCGCAAAGCUCGGACCUCCGACUCCAGCGCUGGACUUUGCAAAUUUGGGCUCCCCGUUUUUGCCGCGUGGCCUGGUGUGCUUGGGCUCGGUUCCGUCGGCCUCUGGUCUGACCAGGCUUGGCUUUCCAACCUUGGUCUUGGACUUUAUCCACUUUGGCAGUCCGAUGCCCCUGAAGGGCCUUCUAAGGCUUGGUAGCCCCCUCUUGGCCUACGGCUUCAGCUGGCCGGGCCUACCGGUGCCACUGCCAGACUUCGUGCACCCCGAGCCGGCCAUGCCCUUGCAGAGUCUCUUGUGGCUCGGUCCUUCAACGCCGCUUUAUGGCAUGUAUAGACUGGGUUUGAUGCCCCUGAUACUGGACCGUGUGCACCCCGACUUUCUUCUGCCCUUGCAAACCUUUCUUCGGACCGGCAGCACACCAUCAACCUUCGGGAUGUCUUGGCUGGGAUUUCUGUUGCCGGCGUUGGACCUUGUGCAGCCUGGCCUGCUCUUGCUCCUGCAAGGCCUCAUCUGCAUGGAGCUGUCCCUCUCCACCUUUGGCGUGAGUCAGUUGGGAUCGCCACCUUUUGUGCUCGACUCCCUCCAACUGGGACUCCUGAUGCUUCUGCACGGCCUUGCCCAAACAGGACCUUCUUCGUCGGCUUACGGCUUGGCUUGGCUGGGCUUCACUCCUUUGGUGUCGGAUCGCAUGCAUCCUGGUAGCUCCUCACCCUUAAGGAGCCUCUUUCGACCUGAGCUCCUGCUUUUGGUCUCCGGCAUGUGCUGCUUGGGCUUCCCCUUGCUGGCCACAGACUCUGUGCAUAUUGACUUGCUAACGCUGCUGCAAACGCCUUGUUGCCCUGGUCCUGUCCCGUCCGCUUACGGCCUGUCGUGCAUGGACCCUCCACUGCUUGCCUUGGAUUUCUUGCACCCAGAGUUGUCCUUGCUAGUACACGCCUUCUUUCGCCUCGGCAGUCUGCUGCUUGUGUGUGGGGUUGCCCGAACUGAUCCAAGCCUUCUAGCGCCGGAUCUCGUGCAUCCCGGGCCCUCCCUCUUCCUGCACUCCUUGUUGCAGCUGGACUCCAUUCCACCAGCAUCUGGCGUGGCCCGCUUGGAGCCCUCGCUUUUCGUACCGGACUCUGUUCAGCUGGGACCUUUGAUGCCCCCUCGUGGCUUCCUGCGCUCAGGGAGCCUGACGCCAGUCUACGGCAUCGUGUGGCCAGAAAGUUUGCCGUUGCCGCUGGAUGCCUUCAGCCUGGGACUCUCCACGCCCGCACGUAGCUUCUUGCACUUAGGGCCGCCCCCUUCCAUCUACGGAGUCACUCGUCCAGGCUCCUUUCUGUUUGCCCUGGACUCCGGGCACUCCGAGUCAUCCUUGAGCUUGCGGGGCCUCGCACACUUGGACUUGCCACCAUCUGUCUACGGAGUUACUUGCCCAGAGCCCUCGCUGCUUGCAUCGGACCUUGCACAUCUGGGCCUUUUUCUGCUGCUUCGGGCGUUCUUGAGGCUUGGAUCUUUUUCAUCAACUUACGGGUUGUCGAAUCCAGGCUCACCUCCACCAGUGCCGGAUUUUGUCCACAUCGGGCUGCCACUCUCCCUUCAAACGUCCUUCCACCUGGGCUUAUCUAUGUUGGCCUUUGGUCUGAGUUGGACGGGGAGUUCGUUGCCUGUUUCGGACUUUUUGUCUUCAGGCUCAUCCGCCCCUUUGCAUCACUUCAUGCGCAUGGGAUUUGUGAUGCCAGCAUAUGGAAUCGUCCGGCCUGGCCUGACUCUCCCUGUCUUGGAUGCUGCCUGCAUGGGAUUUCCGGCAUCUUCGCGAAGCUUCGUGUGGCUGGGCCUUCUUUCGCCCGCAUUCGGGUUAUGCUGCUUGGGAUCGCCUCCGCCCUUGCCAGACACGAUCAGCCCUGGCUUUGCUCUUCCUGUGCAGGCGUUUAUGUGCACCGAAAGCAUCCCACUUGUCUAUGGCUUAUGCAGACUCGGCUCAUUGCUGCCUCUCUUGGACUUCAUCUCUCCAGGCCCGAACUUGCCCCUCAGGUCACCUGCACACCCUGAUCCUAUGCUAUUGGUCUCUGGAAUUUCGCGCCCAGAGUUUCUAACUUCGGUCCUGGAUCUCGGACACCCCGGAUUUUCAACUUUCCUGCAGAGCUUCAUAUGCUCUGACAGCUCGUGCUCCGUGUACGGCAUCACGAGCCCAGACCUUCUUGCAUCCAUGCCUGAUUUCUGUCAGAUGGGGUCGUUGACACUCCUGCGGAGCUUCUUGCAACUUGAGCUGUUUCUGCCAGCAUAUGGCCUGACAAAGCCGGGAUUCUUCCCUCCAGUGCUGGACUUCAUCCAUCCUGCGCUGCUGUUGCUAGUUCGCGGCUUUGCACAGCCAGGCUUGACCUCGUUGGUCUCUGGCAUAUCACGGCCGGACUUGCUCUUGUUUGCUUCGGACCCUGUUCAGCUUGGUUUAACCUCAUCCCCGCAAUCCCCUUGUCGAAUGGGCUUGACCUCGCCGGCUUAUGGCAUCUCUCAGCUUGAGCUCCUGCCGCUUGUGCUAGACCUCGUGAAGAUGGACUUUGUUCUGCUGCUGCAUGCCCUCUGCAGAGCCGGAAGCCCACUCCUUGUCUCUGGAUUGGCUUGGAUCGACUCCCCUUUGCCAGUGUUGGACUUCGCCCACUCAGACUCCUUGCUUCCGCCGCGCACCCUCCUGUGCAUUGGUAGCUUUUUGCUGGUCUAUGGAAUCGUGCGGCCAGGCCCGUCAACGUCCAUGCCAGACCCAGCCCACGCGGAGCCAUUGCCAUCAACUCAAGCGCCCUCUCGCCUGGGACUUGCUCCACUUGUGUACGGCCUUUGCCGAUCGGACAGUUUGCUGCUUCCCCCUGACCACGCAAACUUGGGCUUUUCUCUGCUCCUGCGAAGCCUGCCAAUACCACCAUUGGACCUCGUGAACUUAGAGCUCUCCACAUUUCCCCGAGCCUUUGUACAACCCGGGAGCUCCAUGCUUGCGUAUGGCAUUGCUCGCCUUGACCUGCCACCCUCUGCACCAGACCGUGCCCACUUCGACCUCUUGUUGUUUCUGCGUUCCUUCAUGCGCACUGGCAAGCCUUCGCCAGCCUAUGGGACAAGUUGCUUAGAUUUGCCCCCGUUGGUGCUCGACUUUGCAAUCGCUGGUCUGUCCUCACCUUUGCAUUCUUACUUGUGCUUGGGGUUCCUGCCAUCUGCCUACGGCAUGAUGCAGCCAGGCUUUCCGCUGCUUGCCCUGGACUUCAUCCACACUGAGCCGAGCCCGCUUUCGCAUGGUCUCAGCUGCCCAGGCCCAACGCUGUCAGCCUCUGGGGUGACAUGGCUAGGCCUCUCUUUGCCAAUCCUUGACUUCAUUCUGGUCGGCCCGCCGCUACCUGCACGCAGCUUCGCACAUUCAGACUUUACUCCGCCGGCCUCCGGCAUAGCUCGUUCAGGCUCCUUGCCUCCAGCCUCGGACCUUGCGCAGCUCGAGCUGCCCCUGCCACCUCAAAGCUUGCUUUGCCCAGGGCCACCUAUGUCUGUGUACGGAAUGUGUCGCUCGGAGUUCCUGUUGCUCAUGCUGGACUUCAUUCACACAGGGCCACUUUCACCCACGCGGAGCUUUAUCCAGCUUGGCCUGACCUUGCUACCUUAUGGAAUGACCCGACCAGGCCCUUUGUCUCCCAUGCUGGACUUCAUUCAUAUGGACUUCCUCCUGCCUUCAAAGGGAUUUGCAUGCCCUGGCUCGCUGCUACUCGUGUUCGGAAUCACAAGGCCAGGACCUUCCCCGCUUGUACCGGACUUCUCCCAUUUUGGUUCCUCGCCGUCCUUGCGGAGCUUCAUGUGCGCCGAGUUCUUAAUUCCGGUCUACGGUCUCAGCAACCUGGGCUUCAGCCUGCCGGUUCUGGAUUCCGUCCACUCGGGGCCUUCAGUACUCCCGCGAACGACUUCUAUGCGGAUGGGAAGCUCGCUUCCGGUGUCUGGAAUGACGAAGCCGGGACUGUCUACGUUGGCCUUAGACUCUAUUUGCUUCGGCUUCAGCUUGUUGCUUCAAAGCUCCAUGUAUCUUGAAUCCAGUGCGCCAGCUUAUGGCUUUGCCUGCCCCGAGCCACUACUGCCAGCACUGGAUUUCGUGCUCCCCGGUCUUGCUCCGCCUGUGCGGAAUAUGUGCCAUGCUGGCAGCGUGCUAUCCUUCUUUGGGCAAUGCCGAGCGGACAGUGCCUCGCCAGCACCUGACCUUUUCCACUUAGGCUUGAGCCUGCUGUUGCAAGCCUUCGCUCAGUUUGGUCCAAGCCCCUCGGCUUAUGGAGUCAGCUGCAUGGGCUUGUCUUCGCCUGUCCUUGACUUCGUCCACUUAGGCUUUCCGCCGUCCCUGCAUGGCCCCGCUUGCCUGGGCUUCACUUUGUCACCUUAUGGCAUGACCUGGAUUGAACUGUCGCCGCCAGUUCUCGAUUUUGUGCAUCCAGACUUUGCCCCAUUGCCGAGAUGCUAUUCUCGUCUUGGGUUCCUGCUUUCGUCGCUCGGCGGGUGCUGCGCUGAAUGCACUCUGUUCGUCUUGGACUCCAUGCACGCAGGGCCCUCGCUUCUCAUGAGGAGCCCUGCCAGAUUGGAGAGCCCACCUUCUGCUUUUGGCAUGACUAGGCCAGGAUUCCUUACAUCAGCGCCGGACUCUGUAGCAACGGGCUUGAUGUCAUCUCUGCGAUCGUUUGUGCAUGUUGACCCUUCAAUCUUGCUGAUUGGCGAGAUUUGCUAUGGAGGCAGGUUCUCUAUCUUGCAAUUUGCAAACUUUGGCAGCGCGCUGUCUCUUCAAAGCCAUGCGCGCCCAGGCCCUUUGCCUUCAACUUAUGGCAUGUCCAGGUUGGGCUUCUCACUUCCGACCUUGGAUCUUAUACAUUCAGACUUCUUGCUUUUUCUGCGCGCCUUUGUCCGAAUGGGCUUUUCUUCGUCAGUCUACGGGCUGUCAAGACCCGACAGCACAACGCUUGUUUCAGACUUCAUCCAUCCCGGAUCCGUUACUUCUUUGCAGUCGUAUAGUCACGUGGGCAGUUUGCUGCCAACUUACGGCUUGAUGAGGCCUGGGCUCCCACCUUCACCCUUGGAUCUAACGACAAUGGGCCUGCCCGUGCUCAUUCGCAGCCUCGUGAGGCUGGGACUCGUCCUGCCUGUCUACGGCAUCUCGCUCACGGGUUCAAGCCUGCCGGUGCUGGAUUCCAUCCAGAUGGGCCUUCCGCCACCCAUUAAGAGACCGGCAACUUCCGCCUACGGCCUGACCCGAAUGGGAUCCAGCCUCCUGCUUUUGGACAUGGUGCACCUGGGUCUGUUGCCGCUGCUCAGGUCGCUCCUUCAAGCAGGAAGCUUCAUGUCCACCUACGGCAUGUCAAGCUUGGGACUGCCGAUGCCAGCACCUGACUUCUUGUCCUCGGGGCCUUUAAUGCCACCGCGAACCUUUAUGAGGUCGGGCUUGUCACUUUCAACCUACGGUGUCGCCCAGCCUGGCCCACUGCUGCCCACGCCGGAUUUUGUGCAAACUGGACUUGUGCCACUCCUGCGAAGCCCUGCGUGCACAGGGAGCUCCGUGCCAGUUUAUGGGCUGGCCUGGACAGAGCCCUUGCCUCCAGCGUUGGAUCUUGUCUCCUUAGGCUUCUUCAUGCCUACGCGGACGCUUUUGCACAUGGGCUUGUUCCUUCUGGCUUACGGCAUACUUUGCUUGGGUUUGAGCCUGCCUCUGUCGGAUUUUGUGACCGUGGGCUCCAGCCUGCUUCCAAGAAGCUCCCUGCAACUGGGGCCAUUCUCACCGGCUUCUGGUAUGACGCGACCCGGACUUGCCUUGUUUGUGCCGGAUCACUGUCAAUUCAGCUCGCCUUUGCUUCUGCAGGGGCCCGUGCGACCAGACUUUACCACAUCCACGUAUGGCCUGGCCCUACCAGAAUCUUCGUUCUUCGUCUCGGAUUGUUGUUCUGUCGGCUUCCCGCUGCCUCCUCAAACUUCUCUGAGGCUGGGCCUUUUCAUGCUUGCCUAUGGGUUGUCGUGCUCAGGCAGCCCUUUGUUGGUUUUGGACUUCGUCAGCACGGGCUUCUUAACGCUUCCCUCCUUCAGCGCUGGAUCCUGCGCAGCUCGAACUGCCUUCCUCUUUGAGAGCCCUCGUCUGAUCAGACCGGGCAGCCCGUCUCUGGCUCUGGACUUCCUGCAUCCUGGGCCGGUGACACCACUGCGGGCUUUCAUGCGACCCGGUAGCUCCUUGCUGGUCUACGGCGUCGCACGCUCGGGCUCCACUUUACUUCUGCCGGAUUCCGCAAACUUGGACCUGGCAACGCUUCUGCAAAGCUAUGCGUGUUUCGGUAGCUCGUUGCUUGCGGUAGGCAGGGUUCGGGCAGACAGCUGCUUGCCAGUUCUUGACUCCAUGCAUCCUGGCUUGCUGCUGCCACUCCAUAGCCUUGCGUGCUCAGGGUUUCUCUUGUUGACCUUCGGCAUAACCUGGCUUGAGUCAUCGAUCUUUACUCCGGAUCCUGCGCAUCUGGAGAGCUCUCUGCUCUCACGCAGCUACUGUCAAACCGGCCUUUCUCUACUGGCCUACGGCCUCGUCAAGCUCGACUCACCGUCAUCCGCUCCGGACUACGUUCACAUCGGACUAACCUUGCCUAUUCGAAGCUACGCGCGGCCGGGAUCUUCUCCUUCAAUCUAUGGAUUUUCCCGCCCUGAGUUGACACCAUCAACCUUGGACCUGGUGCACGUGGGAUCGCUGAUGCCGCUGCGAACCUUUUUGAGGCUUGGGAGCAUGCUGCUAGCCUAUGGCUUGGGUCGAUCGGGGCCGCUCUUGCUGGUGUCGGAUCUUGUCAUGGCCGGCUUGCCAUCACUGCUGCAAAGCAUGAUGUGUCCUGGUUUGCUUCUGUUCGCCUAUGGCCUGACACAGCCAGGGCUUCCCUUGCCAGCGCUGGACCUCAUCAAGCUGGGCAGCACGAUAUCUCCGAGAGGUUUGUCCACUUUGCUCCCGGACUCUGCAUCCUCAGAACCAACGACUUCAGCGCGAGGCUUCGCCCAGCUGGGUUCAACUCCCUUCGUUUUUGGCCUGAGUCGCCUGGACUUGCCUCUUCCCAUCCUGGAUCUCACGAUGCCUGGUCCAAUGCCUUCAAUUCGGAGCUUCAUGUGUGCUGGCUUGUCGCUCCUCGCGUAUGGGCUCUGGCAGUCAGGCUUGCUGCUGCCGGUGCUUGACUGUGCUGAGAUAGAACCCUCAUUGUCGCUUCAAAGCCCCUUGCGGCCUGAGUCGACCCUUCCAGUGUACGGCCUGACAUGUCUGGGCAGUUUUCUUCUUGCGCUUGACUUCAUUCACCUUGGGCCAUUGAUGCUUCUUCGCUCCUUCCUUCAUCUGGAGUCCUUGGUGUUUGCUUACGGCAUUUCCCGGUCAGGCCUUAGCUUGCUUACGCUGGAUUCUUCACAGGCAGAUUUGCUGCUGUCCAUACGAAGCUCUGUGCGUUCAGAUCUGAGCUUGCCUGUCUACGGACUCUGUAAGUUAGGCCUGCCCUUGUCGAUCCUGGAUUUUAUUCAUUCAGGCUUCUCCAUCCUACUGAGGACAUCUACGCAUCUGGGCUUGCCAUUGCUUGCCUGGGGCAUGAGUAGGCUCGAAUCCCUGCCGCUUGCUUUGGACUCUGUGAAUGCAGGGCCAUCCCUGUUCUUAAGAACUCCCAUGCGCACCGGACUGAGCCUUCCAGCUUACGGUCUAUCAAAACCUGGACUCUUGCUUUCUGUGUUGGACCCUGUGCACAUUGACCCGCUGCCACUUCUGCAGUCUCUCUGCAGAACUGGCUUCACUUCACCUGCAUUUGGGCUGACGCGAACUGACUUCCCCUUGCCCGCCCUGGACUUUUUGCACCUUGAGCCUCCCCUCCCCUUGAGGAGCACUGGCCCGCCUCUCUUGCUGCAGGCAUCUUUGCACCUUGGCUUUCUGUCGCUCACCUACGGUGUGACCCGAAUGGGCCCCUUGCUGCCUCCGCCUGAUCGUGCGCACCUCGGACCCCCAACGCUGCCCCGGACAUCCCUCUGCAUCGGCCUCUUGAUGUUUUCGUUCGGCAUCAACUGGCCUGAGCUGUCCUCACUGGCGCUGGAUUCCGUUCAGACCGGUCUUGCUCCAUCCUUGCGCAGCUUGGCCCACUUCGGCUUGACUUUGCCCGUCUACGGCAUGUGCCGACCUGGCCUGCUCAUGUUGGUCUUGGACCUUAUGAGCUUGUGCCGGCUUGGGCCUCCUUUGCUGGCCUACGGAAUGGCUUACACGGGGCUAUCGCUCUCGGCACUCGACCUUGUGCACUUGGACCCAGCUCUGCUCCUUCGGAGCAUGAUCCACAUGGACAGCACGCUGCCUGCCUUUGGCAUGGCUUGCUCAGUUUACGGCAUCACCCGACCAGAGUUGCCGAUGCUGGUCCCCGAUUCCGGCCAUUUCGGGCUCUCGCUGCUGCUCAGAUCUGUUGCGCGCCUCGGCUCGACUUCGCUGGCCUUUGGUAUGACGCGGCUCGGAUCUUCACUGUCUGCCUUGGACUUCGGCUGGUUCGGCUUCUCAGCACCGCCCCGCACCUUUCUACGAGCAGGCUCCGCGUUGCCAGCAUAUGGCAUGACCUGGGUGGGCCUGCUGCUGCUCGUGCUGGAUUCUAUACACCCGGGCUCCUUCCCGUUGACGAGGUACUUUGCUUACCUUGGAAGCACCUUGCUGGCCUUUGGGAUGUCCUGGCCGGGCUUGUCGCUUUCUGUGCCAGACCUCGUGCAUCCUGACCUGUUGGACAGCUUGCUGCUGCCAUCGGACUCCGUCCAUGCGGACCCAUCUCUGCUUCUCAGGAGUUUCGCGCGCUGCGGCCCAUCGAUCUUGCCCUACGGUUUUGCGCGGCUCGGUCUUACACUGUUGGCUUCGGACUGCGUCGCUAUCGAACCUCCGCUCUCAUUGCACAGCUUCUUCUGCAUGGGCUUCGUGCCUUUGGCCUGGGGUGUGGCAAGGCCUGAUCUCAGUUUGUUUGUAUUGGACUUUGUGCUCCCCGACUCGUCUAUGUUUCUGAGGACCUUCAUGAGACCUGACUCCUUUCUGUCGGUUUUCGGGCUGACUCGCAUCGGACCAUCCCCUUUUGUCCCAGACUUUCUCAGCCUCGAAUUCUCUCCCCCAUCGAAGACAUCCUGCCGCAUGGACCUUGCAAUGCUUGCAUAUGGCUUGACGUGGAUGGGCAGUGCCCUGCCCGUCUACGGGAUGAGCUGCCUUGAGCUGCCCCUAUCACUGCCGGACUAUGCUGAAACUGGCUUCGCUCUGUUUUUGCGUGGCCUCCUCUGUUUGGGCCCCACGCUGCCAGCUUACGGCGUCGCAUGCUUGGAGCUCACCCUGCCCACACCCGACCUAGCACACCCGGGCAGCCUGCUGCCUCCCCAAUCGCACAUUCAGCUUGGUUCCAGUCUGUCGGCCUACGGCCUAGCCUGCUCAGAGUUGCUGCUUCCGGUUUUGGAUCCCGGCAGCAUCGCUUUUUUCUGCUCGGGGCCUCCUUCGUCAGUGUACGGUGUCUCUCGGCCCGACCUGCCGCUGUCUGUCCUGGACUUUGUGGCUUUGGACUCGGCAACAUUCAUGCGAAGCUGCCUCUACCUCGGUCUGCCGCUGUCCAUCUUCCAAAGCCUGCGGUACGGCUCCACGAUGCCAACCCUGGACAGCGUACAGGUCGGACCGGGAAUUCCAGUGCGAGACUCUUGCCGCUCGGAGCUGUUGACUUCCGUCUGCGGCGCGACAUGCACUGCACCUUCAUUGCUAGCGCUGGACCCUGUGGUUAUUGGUUCCGCAAUGUCAUUUAGAUCCUUCUCUCGGCCUGAUUUCGUGCUUCCUGCGCCAGACCUUGCGCAUGCCGGGUUUUCCUUGUCUUCGAGAAACCUCGCCCAAUUUGACCCCACACUGCUCACUAUGGGCUCGAGCCGUGUGGAAUUGAUGCCUUCACUUCUGGACAGCGUUCACUUGGGUUUCAGUUUGUCGGCACGCAGUGUGGCAUGCCCAGGACCCAACUUAUUCUCAUCCGGCAUGAUCUGCUCUGACUUCCUGCCGCCGGCCCUGGACCAUGAAAGUCCCGGUUUGCCUCUACCUUUGCGGAACAUGGCGCGGCCAGGGUCUUUCUUGUUGGCCUUCGGCGUGACCUGGUCCGGACCCUUCUCACUGGCUGUGGACUUUUUGCACUCAGGAUCCUUGUCGCUGCCCCGGGGCCAUGGCCACACGGCUUCAUCACCCUCAACUUCUAGCCGCGUGGCGUUGGGUUCGUUCGUGUCGGUCUCAGAUCUUUCAGAACCCGAGUCGCCGCCUCCUUCGAGAAGCAUGGGAUGCUUGGGGCCUGCUCUACUGGUGUUUGGGCUGGGCCGCAUGGGGCCUCCGACUUUGGCUCUCGAUUCUGCUGGCGUUGGUCCACUUGCGCCGCUCCGAAGCCUUGCACGACCGGACCUGGCCUUCCCGUUGCCAGGCGUGGCUUGCUCGAGUUCUUCUUCGUUUGCCCCUGACUUUGCCUACUUGGACUUCUUCGUGUCUGUGCACAGCUUAUGCCGCUCAGAAUCAGCCAUCCUCGCACUGGACUCCUUGUUCACGGGCUCUACUAUAUCUCUCCAAUCAGCCGCUUGGCUUGAGGCAGCUUCCUCAGUCUUUAGCUUAGGCUGCACGGGGUUCCCGGUGUCCGUGCCUGACCCCCUACGUUCAGGAUCCGUGCCACCUCCGCGGUCACUUGCAUGGAUGGGUUUCCCAUUGCCUGCCUUCGCGUACUCACGCUUUGAGCCGCCAGCGCCCGUACCGGACCUCCUCCACCUUGGUCCAGACCCAUCGACGAGAAGCCUGGCGCGUCCAGGGCCAGCGCCUUUGGCGCCAGACCUCUUAAGCACGGACUCGUUCACGCCCCUUCGAGGAAGUUCCAGAUUUGAGCUUCCAUUGUCUGUUUUCUCCAGGGCGCGCUUGGGCUCCAGCUUUUUGGCCUUAGACUUCUCGGAUGUAGGCCUUCUGCUGCCUCUGCAAAGUAUGGGUUGUCUUGGCUUCAGCUUUUCAAGCUUCUCUUGCUGCAGACUCGGAUCUUUCCCACUUGCUUUGGAUUCUUCAGAGACAGGCUUCUUGCCUUUGCUGCAGUCACUUGCCAGGUCGGACUCGGCAUUGUUGGCCUGUGGAGUAGGGCGCUCGAACUCCUCACUGUCCGCUUUGGACUCUGCGCAUUUGGGCUUUCUUCUGCCACCUCAAAGCAUGAGUCGCUCGGGACCUGUGCUGCUCGUUUCAGAUCACCUGCACAUCGACUCCUUUCUGUUGCCACGCAGCUUUGCCUGCCUGGCCCCCUCACCUUUGCUGUUCGGCAAAGCUUGCUCUGGUAGUCCACCUUCCGUGUCGGAUCUCCUGUUCUCGGGCCCACCGCUGUUUCCGCGCUCCUUCGGCCGCAGUGGCUUCUCCCUGCCAGCUUCCGGCACGUACUGCACCGGCUUGUCGGUGCCCGCCUUGGACUGCGUGUCUCCCGAACCCACACCGUUUUCGAGAUCCGCCGCGCGCAUGGGCUCGGCCGCAUCCGCCUUUUCGUGCGUGCGCUCUGACUUCUUCAUGCUGGCGCCUGACAUGGCAACGCUGGGCUUGUCGCUGCUCUUGCGGUCGAUGGGAUGGCUUGGCUCUUUGCCUCUAGCAUCCAGCUGCGCUUGUAUGGGCUUCUCGCUGCCGGUGCUGGAUCUUACGGGACUGGAGUCUGCAGCAUUCUCGCGGAGCCCUGCCUGCCUUGAGUUGGCCUCGCCAGUUCUUGACUUCUUGCAGCCAGACCUCGUCUCACCGCCUCAAAGUUCUGGAUGCUCAGGGCCUUCCUCCUCCAUCUUCAGCCGGGCCGAACCCGGAUCUUUCUUUCCAGUCACGGACCACACAGAGUUUGGCAUCGAUGUGCGACAUGGUGCGGCCUGGAAGCAACCCGUCUACAAGAAGCCUCGCGCGGUGUGGCUUGAGCGCUUCGGCCUUGGGUAUCCCUUGACUCUUGACUUGCCUCUGCCCCUCCGAAGCUUUGCGCGGCCCAGCAGCCCUACGCCUAUCUUUUCAUGCGCACGCUUCGGCUUCACAUCGUUUGUCCCCGACCGUGUCCACCUUGCGCCUUUGUCGCCGAUUCACAGCUAUGCCUGGCUGGAAUCACCACUGCCAGCUGUGGACUUUAUCCACACGGAUUCGCCAGUGUCGGCUCGCAGCCUUGCCAAGCUUGGACCCAGUUUUUCUGCGUCUGGCUGUGGAUAUCGUGCUGCAAUGGGCCUCUCAUUGAGUUUGCAAUCCCUCACUUGCAUGGACUUGGCACUGCUGGUACUGGAUUCCCUCCAGUUGGGAAGUUCCUUCUUCUCGAGGGCCUUUACAUGUCCCAGCCUGUCACCCUCUUUACUCGGAGUUUCGAGACCCGACUUCACCUUGCCAGUGCUGGACGCAGCCCAGCUCGACCUGCUGCCGCCGACUCGCUGCCUUACAUGCUUGGGUGUCGCAGUGCUGGUGUCGGACUUGGCCAACAUGGGCCUCACGCUCUUUUCACGAAGUUCUGCGCGUUGUGGAUCCUUGCUGCUUGCCCUUGACCUUCUACACCCCGAACUGCCUGUGUUCUUUAGGAGCAUGACGUGUGCAGACUUCGCAACGUUCUUGUCCGGCAAAGCUCGAUUUGGGCCUCUCUCACCAGCGCUUGACUUCCUGCGCCCCGGCCCUUCAAUGCUAAUCCGGAGCAUGACCUUCAUGGGCUUCCCUUUCUUGGCUUUCGGCCUUAGCAAGCUCGGGCCAUCCCUUCUGGCCUUGGACUUUUUGCACCUUGGUCCGGCAGCCUCUGCACGCAGCAGCGCGCACCUUGGCAGUCCCUUCCCAUCGUUCGGCAUUGGGAGGCUUGGGCCAACAUUGCCGGCGUCCGACCGCGCUGAGCCGGGCUUCAUCUCAUCGCCGCGAAGCCGUGGCUGGUCGGGCUCGCAACUGCCGGCAUUUAGCAAUUUGCGGCCGGGACUGACGCCUUUGGCCUUAGACUCUACGAAUCCGGGCCUGCCCUUGCUGUUGAGGUCCAUGGCUAGCCUAGGUUUCUCUAUGCUGGUGUCGGACUCUGCGUUCUCAGGGCCUUCUCCACUCCUUCGUUCCUUCGCGUGCGCGGGCUCUCCCUUUUUGGCCUUCAGUGCCAGCAGGCCAGGGCCUCUGUCGCCUGUAUCGGACCCUGCGUAUUCUGACCUGCCGACCUUGAUCCGAUCCUUCGUGCAGUUAGACCUCGGCUUGCCAGCCUCUGACUCCGCUUUCUCAGGAUCUUCUUUGCUGCUGAGAUCUCUGGGUUACCUUGGCUUCUCAGCUUUGACAUGGUCUACAGCUCGAUCUGGCAGUGCAGUGCUGUUGUUUGGGAUCCAGCGCCUUGAGCUGAUUCUGCUGGCCUUCGAUUGCAGCCACUUUGGAUUCACGCCUUCUUUGCAUAGCCGUGCGCACCUGGGCCCAUCGAUUCCUGCCUUCAGCUGCACUCGCAUGGACCCAUCCUCGUCCGCACUGGACCUUCUUCAGUCGGGAUUGCUGCUUUCCUCAAAGAGUUUUGGGUGGAUGGACUUGCUUGUAUUCCUCUUCGGCGUUGCCUGCUUCGAGCCCUCGUUGUUUGCGCUUGAUUCCCUUCAAUCAGGCCUGAUCAUGUCCAUUCGAUCUGUGGUGCGCCCUGACUCCACCUCCCCCACCUUCAGCACGGCACGUUUUGACUUCUUCACUUCUGCGCCCGAUUCCUUGCAACUUGGCUUGCAUCUACCUCUUAGAGGCACGGCGGCCAUGGGUUUAUUGUUGCUGCUGUUUAGGGCGGGGCGCUUCGAGAGCAUGCCGCCGACAUCGGAUUUAACGGAGUUGGGCUUGGCGCUACCCAUGCGGAGCUUUGCGCAUCUGGACCUGUCGUUCCUGAUCUCCAGCAACAUGAGGUUGGGACCUUCGGCGCCAGCUCCGGACCUCCUGGCCCUGGGCUUCUCCCCAUCCCUGCGCAGUGCUGGUUGGAUGGGCCUCAUGGUGCCGCUCUUUGGGAAAGUUUGCCCAGACUCCUUGAUGCCCGUGUGCGAUUAUGCCUAUUCAGGAUUGUCGCUCCUUCUCCGUAGCUCGGGGUGCCUUGGGUUGAAUUUGCCAGUCUUCAGCAUGGUCAGGACAGAGCUUCCCUCGUCUCUGCCCGAUUGUAAUCUCCCCGGCUUGGCGGUGUUACUUAGAGGCCUCAAGCAGCUGGGCUUGUCCUUGCUCGCUUUUAGCAGCAUCCGGCUUGAGCUGCUGGCAUCACUCCCAGAUUGUUCGCUCGUGGACUUGGCCAUGCCUUUGCGAAGCUCUUCUCACUCUGAUCCCUCGUUCUCCACCUUCAGCAUUUGUCGCAUGGGAUCUUCACCUUCAGUCCUGGAUCACGUCACACUUGGAAGCUUGCUGCCCCUCCAAAGCUCCAGUCGAUCGGGCUCCCAGAUGUCCAUCUUGGAUUUCGCAAAGCCUGGGCCUUCGCUGUCUCUCCGUUCCAUGAUCUGCUGUGGCUCAAGUCUUCUCGUGUUCAGUUCAGUUUGGAUGGGGUCGUUGCUGUUGGUGUUGGAGCGUAUUGCACUCGGCUCUUUGAUGCCACUCCAGUCCUUCACGUGCCUGGGAUCCUUGUUGCCCGUUCUGGAUUUUGCGAGGUUAGAGCCAAUUCUGCUUUUAAGGUCUCCCGGUCACCUGGGAUCUGCUCCGCCAGUGUGGGGUGCAGGUCGUUUUGACUUCUUGGCACCUGCCUCGGAUUACUUACGGCCGGGCCCUUCUACGCCCCCAAGAGGAAUUGGCCGCUUCGGAUCAACAAUCUUCGUGUCUGCCUACGCGCGACUUGAGUUGAUGCCGCCUCUCUCGGACUAUGCAUGUGCUGACCUGGCAGCAUUGGUGCGGAGAUUUCUUCCGUUGCCUCGGAGUUCCAAGUGUUCAGAGCUUCCCUUUCCGGUUUUCGGGCUUGCCCGCAUUGACCUCCUCGCGUUUCUGCUUGACAUGGCUCACUUUGGUCUUUCGCCUUUGCUGCAGUCUUCGAUUCGCAGCGGCUCCCUGACGUCGUUGUUUGGUAUCAGCUGCUCGGAGUUGUCCUUGCCUCUGCUGGACCUCCUGCAACUCGAGCCUUUGUUGCCGCCGCGCUCACACAUGCGUCUGGCUUUGGCAUCGCUUGUCGCAGGCACGUCCAGACCCGGCCUGCCACUGUUGGUGCUGGACGCCGUUAUGCCCGGCAGCUCCCUGUUUCUGAGAUCCUUGUGUCGAUCAGGCUUCCCGCUUUCAUCCUGUGGCCUGGGUUGUUCGGGCCUUCUGUCGUUCCUGUUUGGGGUUGCAUCCUUUGAGCUGCUGAUGCCUAUCAGGAGCCCUGCCCAAUCCGACCUCGCCAUCCCGAUGCUGGAGCUCGUGCAGACCGGUUCAUCUGCACUGCCGCGGAACUCUGGACGUCCAGAUCUGGCAUUCUCCGCUUGCGGAGUCAGCAGGCCAGACCCCACACUCUCCCCUCUGGACCUCACGGAUCCAGGCUUUGCGACGCUGAUUCGUAGCCAUGCUUGCCCAGGCUUGUCUGUUCUGCUGCCAGACCACGUGAUGUUUGGGCCCUCGAUGUCGACCCGAAACUUGGUGAGGAGCAUGGCCCGCUCUGGAUCGCCCUUCCCGCACUUCGGGAUCUUCCGGACGGGAUCCAGCUUCCCUCCCUAUGACUUUGCAGAGGUCGGGUCAACGACGUUUGCGCGCAGCUCUUCUCGCAUGGAAUCCGCCUCUUCCGCGUUCAGUGUGAGCCGUCUGGGCAGUCCGCCGCUGACUUCGGACUUUGCUCAUCUGGGCUUUCCAGUUUCGCUGCAUGCUGCUUCCCGCAUGGGGCCAGCGGCGCCUUCGUCAGAUUUUGCCUACCCCGGCCCUUUGACUCCGCUGAGGAGCUCUGGAAGAUUGGGGUUGAGCUUUUUGGUGUCCAGCACAACCUGCCCUGACAGCACUCUGCCACUCCUGGAAGUGGCAUGUUUGGGAUCCCCGACUUCGGUGCACAGCCUGUCCCACCUUGGCUUGCUGCUGUCACUGGCAGACCUUGUUCAGGCUGAGCCUACAACGUCUACGCAAAGCUCGGCAUGCCUCGGGUCAGCGUCCUUCCUCACGGGGCUGCUGCGGACCGAUUCCAGCAUUCCGACACUGGACCACACGCAUAUAGGGCCUGUGACGUUGUUGCAUAGCCUUGUUUACCCAGGAAGCGUCGUGCCAACAUUGGACCCUACCGAGACAGACUUCGCAACUCCUGCAAGAGGCCCUGGUCAAGUUGAACCCGUUCUGCCAGUUUUCGGAUGCACUCGGACAGCACCCUUAAUGUUGAUUCCUGACCUUACGGACCUUGGAUCUGCCCUGCCAGCGAGGUCCCUCUCUCGCUCGGACCUGGCGGCGCCUCUCCCGGAUCUUAUAUCAAUAGGCCUCCUGAUGCCGGCAAGGAUGUGUGGCCACCUGGGGUCCAGUUUGCUUACAGUCGGUGUGGCUUGCUCGGAACCAUCGGUGCUGGUGCUGGGUUUUGCCAUGUCUGGUUUUGCUCUUUCCUUGCAAAGCUGCCUUUGGCUUGGAAGCCUUCCAUCCGUGCCCGACUCCGCGGAACCAGGCUCUCCUUUGUUGCCACGUAGCUCGGCCAGGCCGGACUUAUUGUUUUUGCUGUCUGGUGUCACCCGCUUGGCUUUUUCACCGUCCGUUCUGGACUACAGCCACUUCGACAGUUUUCCUUCCUUGCAAUCUCAUGCUUGCCUUGGAUUCGUGUUGCUCUCGGCUGAUUUUGCGGUGCCCGGCUCUUCUGUCCCUUUGCGUAACUCUGGUCAGCCUGGCUCCACUUUGUUGGCAUGGCCAGCACCCUCUACACGCAGCUUUGCCCGCUCGGGUCUAGUGCCAUCGGUGCUCGACUUCAUCUCGGCGGCCUCAUCUACGUUUGUGCACAGCCUUGUCCGGUCAGGCCUUGCCGCGCCCCUCUCCGAUUUCCUUGCCUUGGGAAGUAUGCCUUCUGUGCGGUCCUUCAAAUGUUUUGGGCUGUCACUCUCCGCAUCUGGUGGUAGCCGCGCUGGGUUGGCAUUGCUUCUCACGGACUUCGUCCAUGCUGGGCCUGCGAUGUUGGCGCGGUCCUUUGCUCACACGGGUCCGCCUGCGUUCCCCUUUUCGGUUGGCCGACUGGACUUUUUGUUGCCAGCCUCUGACUUUGGGCACCCGGGCAGCUCUCUGCCCCUGAGGUCCUCGGGUCGAUGUGGGUUUCCGCUGCCAACCUCUGGCAUGUCUCGCUCAAGCCCAUUGCUGCUGGUGCCGGAUUCUACGAACUCGGGCCCGAUGCCGCCCUCACACAGCCACGCACGACCCGGACCUCUGCUGCUAAUGUCCGACCUCUUGCAGCCGGCCCCCACUCCACCUGUAAGGACGGGCUUCUCCUCACUUGCUUUAGACUUUGCGUUUCUUGGCCUGUUGGCUUCGCUGCGAAGUUACGGCUGCCCGGAAUCCACGUCACCGGCCCCUGACUACUUGCUGCUGGGCUUCCCAUCAUCAUUGCAAAGUUCCUGCAGAGCGGGUUCGGCUCCCUUGCCAUUUGGCAGGGCCAGGAUUGGCUUGGCAGCACCUUUGUUGGACUUCGUCCAGGCAGGCUCAGCUGCGCUGUCGCGAUCUUCCAUGCGGGUGGGGUUUGUGCCUUCGAUCAUGGAUCCUUCGCAGAUCGACUUGUCUCCGUUGCUGCACAACCUCGGCUGUUGUGGACCAACGCUGCCAAUCUGUGGGUUGGUCUGGAUGGCUCUGUCCCUGCCUGUGUUGGACCACAUUCAAGUUGGCUUCCCUGUCCCAGCCAGGUCAUCCUUUCGUCUCGCGCCACCUUCCCCCGUGCUGGAUUAUGUUUCCUUGAGCUCGCCGCCGCUUUUGAGAUCUUCCGUGUGCCUGGGCUUCUCGGCCUCUGCCUUGGAUUUUGCCGAGACAGGCUCUGCUGUGCUGUCGCGGGGAUUUGCGUGGUUUGACUUGCCAUUUUCAGUGUUUGGAAUGACCUGGACGGAGCUCUCCUCGCUGCCCCCAGACUUCGCUUCGCUUGGCUUGGCAAUUUCGAUGCACAGCUUUGGGCAACUCGGCUUGAUGCUAUCCAUUCUGGGCACGGUGCGUCUAAGCUCUUCCGUGCCGCUGCCGGAUUCUUCGCACUCCGAGUCCGUGACUCCCUUGCGCAGUCGUGCACGACUAGAUUCCGUACUGCUUGUGUUGGAUUUUCUGGUUCCGGACCCGUCCGCUUCCUUGCGCAACUCCGGGCGUUCAGAGCUGCCUCUCCUUGCCUUGGGAUUCAGCAGAUUGGACUUGUCCAUUUUUACCUCGGAUGAUGCAUUCCUUGGCCUGGUCAUGCCUGUGAGAUCCUUGGUGUGCCUUGGCUUCACGAUGCUGCUCUUGGACUUUAUGAUCAUGGCAUCCGCGAUGUUUGCACAUAGCCUCAUCUGCUUAGAACUCACGGCUUCCUUGCUAGAUCUUGCACAGGUUGACAGCUCAGCACCGGUCCGAAAGUUUGUCAGAACGGGCUUGGCUUCAUCUGUGACAGGUUGCACUCGCUACGGCUUGCUUGUGUCAGCAUCUGACCCCCUCCAAUUGGGACUGGCGCCCUUACUCCACAGUCUUGCGCACCUUGAGGCUUCCGUGCUUACUUUGGAGCACUGCCACGUGGGCUCGGGGAUGCCAACGCGGUCCUUUUCUCGCCCAGGAUCGCCCGUGUUGGUAUUGGAUUCUGGCCACACCGACCCGUUGAUUCCCACGCACGCCUUUGCACGUGCCGGCUCUGUGUUUUCGACUUUCGGCUGCACUUGGACGGGUCUCCCGCCACCUCUGCUUGACUAUGCACUUCUGGGCUUUGCCAUGCUGGCCCGGAGCUUCCUUCUGUUCUUGCACAGCCUGGGCCGCUUAGGAUCUGUCCUGUUUGUCCUUGACUUCCUGUUGCUGGGCUCACCCACCCCUUCGAGGAAAUGCGGUUGCCCUGGCUUUUCUCUCUUCAUAUACGGGUUUGGAAAGUUUGGGCCGCCGAUGCCCCCAUCCGAUUACUCCAACUUUGGGUUGACAUCCUUCGUCAGGGCUGUGGCGAAAUUCGAGUUCCUAUUCUUAACAUAUGGCACAACUUGCGGUUCAGCACCGCCUUCAUCCGACUAUGCGCAUGCAGAAUCGCCCUCUCCUCUUCGAAACCCUGCGCGCUUGGGGUUGCAAGUACCCUCCUUCAACAGCCUACACAUCGGAAGCUUCUUGUCACUUCGAAGCAUGGGUCGGACGGAGCCCGCCCUCUUUGCAUCCGGCUGCUUGCGUCUGAGUCCGCCAAUUCCAUCACCUGACGAUGUCCGGGUGGGACCGUUGAUGUCUUCGCGGAGCCUUGGGCACUUCGGCUCCAAGUCGUUGGCCUACGGCGCAGCCCGCUCCGAAUUCUCGCAGCCGGCUUGUGACUUUGUGAACCUCGGCCUAAUCAUGCUCUUGCGGUCCUGCGCUUGCUUGGGCUUCUCCAUGUCGCUCUUCGGCUUUGGUUGGGUGGGUUUGAGUCUGCUGGUGUCCGACUCUGCGAGCUCUGAGCCCACACCGUUUUUGAGGGGUGCAGCUACCACGGGCCUGAUCAUGUCGCUCUUCGGCAUGACUUGCUUCGAAUGCUCAGCUUCGCUCUUGGACUUCAUGGAUGCAGACUUCUUGAUGUUCCCCCGGAACUGUGCCCGGUCUGGCUUCAAGUCGCCUGCCUAUGGGGCUGGUCGUUUCGAAUUCACCAUGUCUUUGUGCGACUUCGUGAACUCAGGCAGCUUUCCUUUUGCAAGAAACCUUGCCAGCCUCGGCCCGAGAUCCCCACCAUUCGGUAUUUCCCGGUCUGAACUCUCCCUGCCAGCCCCUGACUUUGCUCUCUUCGGCUUUUUCAUGCUAACCCGCUGCUACACAAGGUUUGGUGAGCACAUCUCCGUGGCAGGCAUCGCACGCCUAGCCUCAGCAAUUAACAUGGACGAGCAAGCUUUGCUCGGCAGCUCACUGUUCGUGAAUUCCUACACGCGCACGGGUCUGUCUCCACCCAUUUCUGGCAUCGGAGUCUUUGACUUGACCAUUCCAACAUUUGACAUGGCUCAACUGGAACUGCCGAUUUCUCUGCAAAGCUCUGCUCACGCAGGUUUCGUGGUGCUGCCUCAAAGCUUCUCUCAAACGGGCUCUACCCUGCCUGAUGCCUUCCGCAAGAAGCUGUGGUCAAUGCGGCUUGUCGCCUUCACUGUUUGGCCUGGGCAGGGCCGGCCCUUCUUUGCCUGCUUCGGACUGUUCUUCAAUGGGCUUCUUGCUGCUGCUGCGGUCCUUGGCUUGACUUGGGCCGCUAACGUCCAUGUCUGGUGCGGCUGCUGUGGACCAGUGCUGUCCUUGUUUGGUAUGGGUUGGGCUGACCUGUCCUCGCCAGCACUUGAUUGCGCGUCCCUCGAUUCAACACCGCCGGUGCAGUCCUGCGCGCGACCUGAGUCUGCUCCCUUUGCCUUCGGCCUGGGCUGUCCAGGCUUCUUUACGCUUGUCUUUGACCUCCUGCAUAUCGACUCGCCUCUCCUCCUGCACACGCUCUCUUGA